CCGGAUUCUACAAAAACCCUAACCGGGAGGAAACCCUCCUACUGACUAUAAGAGCAAAUCUUACAUCAUCUCUCAAUCUCAGCCGUCAACAUCUUCAUCCAACGGCUAAAACCCUCUCCACGCUCCAUGCUUAUCAAUCCCCCUGCACUUCAUCACUUUCUCUCUCUUGAAAAUGGUCCAUCUCAUAACGAUCAACUGUAAAAUGGCAUUGUCGGAGCUAUAAUUUUAGCUAAAUGUUUGAACUUAUGCGAAAAAAAUGGAAUCUUUAACAGUUUCUCCACCUUUUUUUUAGUUGUCUGAGAGAACUUACGGGGAAUUAAGUUAAUAUUGUUGCUUUCUGAGCUUAAUGUUUGUCGAUGCUUUUUGUAGUUCGCGUGUGUGUAUAUUUUUGCAAUGAUUACUGAUGAAAAUCGGAGAAUGCGAUCGGUGAUGGGAGGGAGCAGCGAUUUUGGGGAAGAGCUAGAGGUGCUGCUAAGAGAGCAGAGGAGGCAGCUGGAGGAGGCGGGCAAUCGGGAGGGGGAACUGAGCAUUUUCCGGAGUGGCUCAGCUCCGCCGACGAUCAAAGGAUCGCCGGAGGCUCUCGGCGGCGGUGAUUUGAAUGGAGUUUCGGAGGAGGAGAUGAGGUCUAAUGCGGCGUAUGUUUCGUAUUACUAUUCUAACGGGAACGUGAACCCUCGGCUCCCGCCGCCUCUUUUGUCCAAGGAGGACUGGCGGUCGGCGCAGAGGCUGCAGGGCGGCGGCGGUGGAGGUAUUAAUGGCGGCGGCGGCGGUAGUGGGAGUCACGUGAGGCUCGGGGGAAUUGGAGACAGAAGGAAAGUGAGUAGAGGGGUUGAAACGUCCCAAAUUUCAAUGGGAAUGGGAUUUUCUGGGAAGAAUCUAGAAAAUGGAAGUGAGGCACAGAAGGACUGGGGAGGCAGUGGACUUAUUGGAUUGCCAGGACUGGGUUUAGGAAGUCAGCAGAAGAGCAUAGCAGAGAUUGUUCAGGAUGAUAUAAGCCACACGAUACCUACUUCAAGACAUCCAUCUCAUCCUGCCAGCCACGCGGUGGAUGCUAUCAUUGAGUCUCCCGAGUCUCAAUUUGAUCAUUUCCGGACUGAAUUAUCACCUUUGGAGGCAUUGCAUUCUCGUGCAAAUAUUCCAGACGUGUCUUCACUUCCAAACAUUGGUUCAUCUGCUUCUCAUACGUAUGCUUCUGCUUUGGGUGCUUCACUGUCAAGAAGUUCCACACCUGAUCCUCAACGUAUUGCUAGAGCUCCAAGUCCACAAAUUCCUCCCAUUGGAGGAGGAAGAGAAAGCUCUGCUGAUAAAAUAAGUUUAAAUACCUCCAAUUCAUUACAUGAUGCUUCACCUUAUACAUUGGAGUCUGCAGAUUUGGUUGCCGCAUUUUCUGGCAUGAACCUGUCGGUGGAUAACAUUGUAGAUGACGGGAAUUGCCCAAAACCUCAGGUGCAUCAGGAGAGUGGUAAUAACCAAGACUUCUUAAAUGUGCAGAAUCAGCAGAACCAUAUUAGGCAAUUCUCUCACUUGAAUAAGUCUGCUGUUCUCCAUGGUGGCUCAUUCUUGAAAGGGCAUUCCACUCCGACUCUAAAUAGUGCAGGAAGAUCACCACCAUCUCAGUAUCUAAAUGGUCAUAGUCCUGAUUCAGUGUUUCCAGGUUUCAGCAUGAAUGCAUCACAGUUUGAGGGUAGUAAUUUGGCUUAUUUAUCUAAUAAUAAUGCGGGUGCAUUUGGACUUGAUUCUCGAGCAAUGGGAGGUGGCAUGCCCUCGAGCAAUGGUAAUUUGGCUUAUUUAUCUAAUAAUGCUGGGGAAGAAUUGCAGAACCUCUAUAGACAUAGGAAUCAGAACAUAGGGAGUUCUAUGCAAAAGCCCUUUUUGGACCCUCUUUAUCUUCAGUACUUGCAAUCGACUGAGUAUGGUGCUGCUCAACUCACAGCUCUUAAUGAUCCAGCAGUUAACAAUGGAUCUCUUUGUGACGUGUACAUGGAUUUGCUUGAACUUCAGAAAGCUUACUUAGGAAAAUUGAUUGCAUCCCAGAAAUCACAGUAUGGACUUCCUUGCUUUAGCAAAGCUGACAGCUUAAAUCAUGGUUAUUUUCACGGCCCUGGAAGCCCAAUCCUUCCAAAUUCCCCGUAUGGACCUGGUAGUCCUGUCAGGUAUGGUGAAAGGGACUUGUGCUUUUCAUCAGGGAUGAGGAGCUUUGCUAAUUGCAUCCCAGGGGCAUGGCACUCUGAUCCACUGUCCAACCUUGGGGGAAGCUUUACUUCCUCACUAAUAGAUGAGUUUAAACACAAUAAAACUAAAUGUUUUGAGCUAUCAGAGAUUGACGGUCAUGUUGUUGAGUUCAGCGCGGAUCAGUAUGGAAGUCGGUUCAUUCAACAGAAACUUGAGACAGCUACUAUUGAAGAGAAGAAUAUGGUCUUCCAUGAAAUUAUGCCUCAGGCUCUAUCCUUAAUGACUGAUGUGUUUGGUAAUUAUGUGAUCCAGAAGUUUUUUGAACAUGGAAGUGCAUCGCAGAUUAGAGAAUUGGCUGACCAGCUCGAUGGACAUGUUCUCACCCUUAGCCUUCAAAUGUAUGGAUGCCGAGUUAUCCAAAAGGCAUUAGAGGUUGUUGAUCUGGACCAAAAGACAAAAAUGGUUAUAGAGCUUGAUGGCCACAUUAUGCGCUGUGUUCGUGACCAGAAUGGAAAUCAUGUAAUCCAGAAGUGCAUUGAAUGUGUUCCAGAAGAGGCCAUCCAGUUUAUUGUUACCACAUUUUACGAUCAAGUUGUGAUGUUAUCCACCCACCCAUAUGGGUGUCGGGUCAUCCAGAGAGUCCUGGAACAUUGCCAUAGUGCCAAAACCCAGAGUAUAGUGAUGAAUGAGAUUUUGCAGUCCGUAUGCAUGUUGGCACAGGAUCAAUAUGGAAAUUAUGUCAUUCAGCAUGUAUUAGAACAUGGAAAGCCAGAUGAACGGUCGGCUAUAAUUUGUCAGCUAAUAGGACAAAUAGUUCAUAUGAGCCAGCAAAAAUUUGCCUCUAAUGUUGUGGAGAAGUGCUUAACUUUUGGAACACCCGAAGAGCGUCAAACCUUGGUAAAUGAGAUGCUUGGCUCCAAUGACGAGAAUGAACCACUUCAGGCGAUGAUGAAAGAUCAAUUUGCAAACUAUGUCGUACAAAAGGUGCUGGAGACUUGCGAUGACCAGCAGCUUGAACUUAUCCUCAACCGAAUAAAGGUUCACUUGAAUGCUCUGAAGAAAUAUACCUACGGAAAACAUAUAGUUGCCCGGGUCGAGAAACUUGUUGCUGCUGGGGAGAGGAGGAUCAUGAUCCUGUCAUUGAAUUCUGCACAGAUGUAGGAAGGGAAUUGCAGAACUAACGACAACACCAGUAUGCGUUUCUCUCUUGUUUCUUCUCGUAUCCUGCUUUAGCUCGAUCUUAGGCUCUUAGCUGUAUCGGUUAAAUAUGGGCGUUUAGCGCCCGUUAGAAUAGAACUUGUGAGUUGUACAUUGUUAGAUUGAGGAUAGAGUUAGAAUGAGAUUUAGCCAUAGCCCAGAUGGUGAACAUGCCUGAUGCCCCUACAGGAAGGAGAUCACAGGUACUGUACAAGUUUUAAGAUUGUAAAGAGGAAAGCCAUGACUGUAAAAAAAAAAAAAAAAAAAAAAAAGUUGUCUUGUGAAGAGCCAGAGUUUUAUAGGACAUGUUUUCUAAUGUACGGAAA
Molecule: messenger RNA, 3695 nt
Organism: Ipomoea nil (Japanese morning glory)
Lineage: Eukaryota; Viridiplantae; Streptophyta; Magnoliopsida; Solanales; Convolvulaceae
Product: pumilio homolog 1-like
Exons: 9
Coding region: 394-3333 (979 amino acids)
Biological process (GO): post-transcriptional regulation of gene expression
Cellular component (GO): cytoplasm
Molecular function (GO): mRNA binding
Source: RefSeq, a predicted model, not a curated record